GCCAUCGGAAGCAACUGGGAUCGAGGAUCCAUACUGUUGACUGACGCGUCCAUUGAGGUGUUUUAUCGCAGUCAUAGCGCGCAACAACUCGGAGAUAGUAUCUUUGGUAUAACAGCCAACGAUCAUCUAGAUUUCCGUUAGGAUCGACGAUGAAACUCACCUUCAAGACCGUGCAGCAGCAAACGUUCACCCUUGAGGCAGAACCAUCUGAUACGGUGGGCGACUUGAAACAAAAGAUCAACGAGCUUCAAGGGCAUCCUGUUACCUCACAGAAGAUUAUUUACUCCGGGAAGAUACUGCCGGACUCGAAGACCGUUGAAUCAUGUAACUUUAAGGAGAAAGACUUCUUGGUACUAAUGGUGUCUAAACCUAAGCCCUCGGUCGCACAAUCCACUCAGCCAUCAGUGGCUUCUCCUGCCGCCCAGGCCCCUGCACCCGCUGCUGCGUCGCCGCCGACAACAACGGCAGCGGCCCCACCAGCGACUGAUGCGAUUAUUCCAGCGACCUCGACCCCUGCAGUCCCUGCUACCUCUCCAGCGCCACAACCUCAGGCAAGGUUCAAUUCAACUGAUUCCUUCAUUUCCGGUCCUGCGCUGCAAAGCACGAUACAAAACAUUGUGGAGAUGGGCUUCGAGAGGGAGCAAGUUGUCAGGGCGUUGAGGGCCAGUUUCAAUAAUCCUGACCGUGCCGUGGAGUAUCUUAUGACGGGAAUCCCUGAGCAGUUAUUGGCUGAGGCUACUCCCACCCCUCCACGUUCUGUUAUCGCACCUACUGCGAACCCUUUAGCAUCUGCGGGAGCGGCUCCCCGGCAGGCUCCGACGCCGGCUCUUCCAGGGCCAGCUCCCGCUACGCGCCCCGGCCCACAAAACCUCUUCGAAGCAGCGCAAGCAGCACAGCAACGUGGUCAAUUCCACAACUACGCCGGGGGUAUGGGUGACGACCGCAUUCCUCGGCUGACUCCAGAAGAGAUCACCACUCUGAGAAAUGCACCCAGUUUCCAAGAAAUUCGGAAUUUAGUUCAAGAGAAUCCGGCGUUCAUACAACCCUUCAUUCAACAGCUGGCAAAUAGCAACCCAAUGCUGGCGGCGCAGUUGACUGCUCACCCAGAGGAUUUAUUCCAGUUGCUUGGAGGGACCCUUCCUGGUGACGGUGAUGGUGAUGAUGGGGAGGGAGAUGAUCACGUCCCUGGUUUCCCUGGUGCAACCCAGAUUCAUGUCACUCCAGAGGAACAUGCUGCCAUCGAAAGACUCAUGGCACUCGGUUUCUCUCAAAGCGCCGCGAUUCAAGCGUAUUUUGCUUGUGACAAGAAUGAAGAACUAGCCGCCAAUUUUUUAUUCCAAGCGGGAGAGGAUCCAGAUGACGUGUGAAGGAUGGACAAUCCAGCGCAUAGGUAGCCAUUUGCGUUGAUGAUAGCACUCCUUUUACCUAUAUCGCCACUCCCAUACGUCCGUUGCUGUGCAUGUGUCCCCUUUUCUGAGCUUCCGCUUUUCGUGUACCGUAUGGAUGUACGAGUAAAAGCAAAAACCCCAAUGGACGACAUUCAAUUGAUUAGAGUUGAAACGUAUGUAAAUAUCCACUCAGACGUCAUCCAGAGACAGUGCUUCGCC
Messenger RNA from Cantharellus anzutake, 1607 nucleotides. RefSeq lists its product as uncharacterized. Gene Ontology annotation, molecular function: proteasome binding; polyubiquitin modification-dependent protein binding; damaged DNA binding. The transcript is spliced from 6 exons. Lineage: Eukaryota; Fungi; Basidiomycota; Agaricomycetes; Cantharellales; Hydnaceae. The record is from RefSeq and is a predicted model, not a curated record. The coding region runs from base 150 to 1367 and encodes 405 amino acids. Gene Ontology annotation, cellular component: cytosol; nucleoplasm. Gene Ontology annotation, biological process: proteasome-mediated ubiquitin-dependent protein catabolic process; nucleotide-excision repair.